AGAGCCAUCACUAAAAAAAACACAAUGGCUGGUCCUUCUCAGAGGACAUCUUGCUCAAGCGACUUGAGAAAGCUGGCCCAAGAGGAAGCCAAGGGGGCUUAUAUAAUCUUCUAUCUUGGCCUCAUAACAGCCCUAUGAGGAAGGUUAGGCUGAGACAGAGUGACAGAACACAUUGACAAAUUGGAGGGUGUUCAUAGACAAGCUGAAGAAAUAAUGAAGGAAUGGAGCUGCAAAGCUAGAAGGCAAGGAUGAAAGGGUGGAGGAUCAUCAGAGUGACCAGGAUUUUUCCAAGGGUUUGUGUGUUUGUCUGUGAAGAGGGGGAAAAAGCCAUGCCCCAUAGAUCAUCUGAAAGGGACCAUCUUGUUCUGAAAUCCAACACUGGGACAAAACCAAGCAGCUCCAACCUUCCUGUCAGAUACAAGCAGAUGUUGAUGCUCAUUAAUGCAGGUGAUUCUCAUUCUCACAAAGCUGCAUGACUUCAACUUGGGAAGUGUUACUGAGAGCUCACUCUGGAGGUCCACAGAUUAUGGCACUACUUAUGAAAAGCUAAAUGACAAGGUUGGAUUGAAGACAGUGCUAAGUUACCUUUAUGUCAGUCCUACUAAUAAAAGGAAGAUAAUGCUCUUGAGUGAUCCUGAAAUUGAAAGUAGCAUUCUCAUCAGCAACGAUGAAGGUGCCACCUAUCAAAAAUAUCGACUGAACUUCUAUAUCCAGAGUCUGCUCUUUCAUCCUAAGCAAGAGGACUGGAUUCUAGCGUACAGCAUUGACCAAAAGCUCUACAGCUCAAUGGAUUUUGGAAGAAGAUGGCAGAUCAUGUAUGAACGGAUCACACCAAACAGAUUUUACUGGUCUGUCACAGGUUUGGACAAGGAGCCUGACCUUGUACACAUGGAGGCCCGGACAACGGAUGGACGUGCCCAUUAUAUAACGUGUAGGAUUCAAGAAUGUUCAGAGACUACUAAGAGUGGACCUUUUUUGCGUUCCAUUGAUACAAGCUCACUUGUUGUCCAGGAUGAGUACAUCUUCAUUCAGGUGACUGCUGGUGGAAGAGCGAAUUAUUAUGUGUCUUACAAAAGGGACCCCUUCACUCAGAUAAAAUUGCCCAAAUACUCACUACCAAAGGACAUGCAUAUUAUCAGCACAGAUGAGAAUCAGGUGUUUGCUGCAGUUCAGGAAUGGAAUCAAAACGAUACAUACAACCUUUACAUCUCUGACACUCGAGGGGUCUACUUUACCCUGGCCUUGGAGAAUGUCAAGAGCAACCGAGGACUUGAGGGAAAUGUCAUUAUUGACCUUUAUGAGGUAGCAGGGAUCAAAGGGAUAUUCCUGGCUAACAAAAAAGUGGAAGACCAAAUUAAGACUUUCAUCACCUACAACAAAGGGAGAGACUGGCGUUUGCUGCAGGCUCCCGAUUCGGAUCUAAGAGGAGACCCUAUACAUUGUCUCCUGCCCUUCUGCUCCUUGCACUUGCACUUGAAAGUCUCUGAAAAUCCCUACACUUCAGGCAGUAUUUCAAGCAAAGAGACAGUUCCUGGACUGCUGGUUGCUACAGGCAACAUAGGUCCAGAAUUGUCAUACACUGAGAUUGGCAUGUAUGUUUCUUCAGAUGGUGGAAAUUCUUGGAGACAGAUCUUUGAGGAAGAAUACAAUGUGUGGUUUCUUGACUGGGGAGGAGCCCUUGUAGCUAUGAAACACACAUCAAUGCCCAUUCGCCAUUUGUGGGUGAGUUUCGAUGAAGGAAGGACCUGGAAUAAAUACGGCUUCACAUCAGCACCGCUCUUUGUGGAUGGGUCCCUAGUGGAACCAGGCAUAGAAACACAGAUAAUGACAAUCUUUGGCCAUCUCAGUCUUCGUUCCGAAUGGCAACUAGUGAAAGUAGAUUACAAAUCCAUCUUUAGUUGGAGGUGCACCAAGGAUGACUUCCAGACAUGGCAUCUGCACAACCAGGGUGAACCUUGUGUCAUGGGAGAGAGGAAGAUCUAUAAGAAACGUAAACCAGGGGCAUGUUGCGCACUGACCAGAGAUUUUUCCAGAACAGUUGUCUCAGAGCCUUGCAUCUGUGCUGAAGAGGACUUUGAAUGUGACUAUGGCUAUGAAAGACACAGUAAUAAUCAAUGCAUCCCAGCAUUCUGGUUCAACCCAUCCUUCCAGCUGAAAGAAUGCACCCUUGGACAGAGCUACCUGAACAGCACUGGGUAUCGGAGGAUUGUUUCUAAUAACUGCACGGAUGGGCUACAAGAAAAGUAUGCAGCCAAACCUGAAGAGUGCCCAGGCAAAGCUCCGCGGGGUCUACAUAUUCUCACAUCCUCUGGCAAGUUGGUUGCAGAACAAGGCUACAACACUACCUUCAUAAUCCUCAUGGAAGAGGGUGAUCUCCAGAGGACAAAUAUUCAGCUAGAUUUUGGAGAUGGUACUGCUGUGUCCUAUGCUAAUUUCAGCCCGAUAGAGGAUGGUAUCCGACACAUUUAUAAGAGCACUGGGAUUUUCCAGGUGACAGCCUAUGCCGAAAACAACCUUGGCUCUGAUCUGGCAGCACUUUUCCUGCAUGUGGUCUGUCCAGUGGAACGUGUCCACUUGAGCAUCCCCUUUGUGGCCAUCAGGAAUAAAGAAGUAAAUCUCACUGCUGUGGUUUGGCCUAGUCAGUCGGGUACCCUCACUUACUUCUGGUGGUUUGGAAACAGCUCAAAGCCAUUCAUCACCUUGGACAGCAGCAUCUCUUAUACUUUUACUACUGAAGGAAUGAAUACUGUCACGGUGCAAGUCUCAGCUGGCAGCAUCCUUAUCCAGGAUACAAAGGAUAUUGCUGUGCAUGAAUAUUUCCAGUCUCAACUAUUAUCAUUCUCUCCUAAUUUGGAUUACCACAAUCCUGAUAUUCCUGAGUGGAGAGAAGAUAUUGGCAGAGUAAUCAAGAGAGCCUUGGUGCAGGUGACUGGAAUCCCUGAUGAGCAAGUUCUGGUGGCAGUAUUUCCUGGUUUGCCCACGUCCGCUGAGCUCUUCAUCCUACCCCAUCAAAACAUGUCAGAGAGAAGGAAAGACAGUGAGGGUGAUUUGGAGCAGGCUGUUGAAAUCCUCUUCAGUGCUUUGAAUCAGAACCUGGUCCAGUUUGAGUUGAAGCCCGGCGUAGAAGUCAUUGUGUAUGUCACUCAACUAACGUUAGCUCCUCUCGUUGAUUCUGGUGCUGGGCACAGCAGUUCAGCAAUGUUGAUGCUGUUAUCGGUGGUCUUUGUGGGCUUGGCAGUUUUUUUAAUCUACAAAUUUAAAAGGAAAAUCCCGUGGAUUAACAUCUAUGCUCAGGUCCAGCAUGACAAGGAACAGGAAAUGAUUGGUUCCGUUAGCCAAAGUGAAAAUGCCCCCAAAAUCACUCUGAGCGAAUUCACAGACCCUGAAGAACUCAUGGACAAAGAGCUGGACACACGGGUUAUAGGAAGCAUCUCAACAAUCUCCAACAGCGAAAGCACAAAGGAAAUACCCAACUGCACUAGUGUUUAAUAACAGAAAUCCACUCGACAACAUUUCUGAGUUUUUAUUUUUAUUAAUUAUUAUUAUUAUUAUUAUUGUAAAAGGAAAGUUCUGUGUCAUCAUUAUUAUUAUUAUUAUAAUUAUUAAAGAGGGGUUU
Varanus komodoensis (Komodo dragon) is the source of this 3616-nucleotide messenger RNA. Its product is annotated as VPS10 domain-containing receptor SorCS3. Gene Ontology annotation, cellular component: postsynaptic density membrane. Lineage: Eukaryota; Metazoa; Chordata; Lepidosauria; Squamata; Varanidae. The transcript has 30 exons. Bases 442 to 3489 code for a protein of 1015 amino acids. The record is from RefSeq and is a predicted model, not a curated record. Gene Ontology annotation, molecular function: protein binding.